AUCAAAGAAUCGGCUACGAAGGAAAGGACGGAGCUCAAAAUCGUAGACUAUUCCUUUUUGACUGGCUCGUCGCCUGGUGCGGUUGCCGUCUCGUUAAGUUGUUGAAUUUCAAGUGUUCAUUUAGAUUUUGAAUUUAUUUAACUGUUGCAUUUAUUUAAUUCCAAUCAGUCAAAAUGGGUAAAGAAAAGGUUCAUAUUAACAUCGUCGUCAUUGGUCAUGUAGAUUCUGGUAAAUCUACCACCACUGGACAUUUGAUCUACAAAUGCGGUGGUAUUGACAAGAGAACUAUUGAGAAGUUCGAGAAGGAAGCCCAGGAAAUGGGUAAAGGUUCCUUCAAAUAUGCCUGGGUAUUGGACAAACUUAAGGCUGAGCGUGAACGUGGUAUUACCAUUGAUAUUGCUUUGUGGAAAUUUGAAACUGCUAAAUACUAUGUAACCAUCAUUGACGCCCCUGGACACAGAGAUUUCAUCAAGAACAUGAUCACUGGUACAUCCCAGGCUGAUUGUGCUGUGCUCAUUGUAGCUGCUGGUACUGGUGAAUUUGAAGCUGGUAUCUCUAAAAAUGGUCAAACCAGAGAACAUGCUCUCCUUGCCUUCACCCUUGGAGUAAAACAACUUAUCGUUGGUGUCAACAAAAUGGACUCCACUGAACCACCCUACAGUGAAAGCCGUUUUGAGGAAAUCAAGAAAGAAGUAUCUUCAUACAUCAAGAAGAUUGGUUACAAUCCAGCUGCUGUUGCAUUCGUGCCCAUCUCUGGAUGGCAUGGAGACAACAUGUUGGAAGCUUCCACCAAGAUGCCAUGGUUCAAGGGAUGGAACAUUGAACGUAAAGAAGGCAAAGCUGACGGCAAGACACUCAUUGAUGCUUUGGAUGCCAUCCUUCCACCUUCACGUCCUACUGACAAAGCCCUCCGUCUUCCACUUCAGGAUGUUUACAAAAUUGGAGGUAUUGGAACGGUACCUGUUGGUCGUGUUGAAACUGGUAUUCUUAAACCCGGUACUGUAGUAGUGUUUGCUCCAGCUAACAUUACCACUGAAGUAAAGUCUGUUGAAAUGCACCACGAAGCCUUGCAAGAAGCCGUACCCGGAGACAACGUCGGUUUCAACGUUAAGAACGUCUCAGUCAAAGAAUUGAGGAGAGGAUAUGUAGCUGGUGACUCUAAGAACAACCCACCCAAGGGAGCUGCUGAUUUCUUGGCUCAAGUUAUCGUCUUGAACCACCCUGGACAAAUCUCCAAUGGAUACACCCCAGUGCUCGACUGUCACACUGCUCACAUUGCCUGCAAAUUUGCAGAAAUCAAAGAAAAGGUUGACCGUCGUUCUGGUAAGACCACCGAAGAAAACCCUAAAGCCAUCAAGUCAGGAGAUGCUGCCAUCGUUACAUUGGUUCCAUCUAAGCCAAUGUGUGUUGAAUCCUUCCAGGAAUUCCCCCCACUUGGGCGUUUCGCUGUCCGUGACAUGAGGCAGACUGUUGCUGUUGGUGUCAUCAAGAAUGUCAACUUCAAAGAUGCUGGCUCUGGCAAAGUAACGAAAGCUGCAGAAAAAGCCACCAAGGGAAAGAAGUAGUCCAUAGGAAACUGGAUUAUUUUUUGAUAUCUACUUUAAGUAAAUUACUUAUAAUUUUUACUGUAACUGAAGUUUUUAUUUUUAACUUAUGUGAUUUGAAAUGUUUGUUCUGAACAUCAGACCAAUUAAAGAAGUUUCCUAAC
Molecule: messenger RNA, 1708 nt
Organism: Anthonomus grandis grandis
Lineage: Eukaryota; Metazoa; Arthropoda; Insecta; Coleoptera; Curculionidae
Product: elongation factor 1-alpha
Exons: 3
Coding region: 174-1565 (463 amino acids)
Biological process (GO): translational elongation; translation
Molecular function (GO): GTPase activity; translation elongation factor activity; GTP binding
Source: RefSeq, a predicted model, not a curated record